UUUGAAUCGCUCGCAUCGAGUGCUCGCGUUUGCAUUUCCCCCCUAACGAUCUGAUCUCGACCCGAACCAAGUGAAACGAUCGCAUACAAUAACACCCAAAACCCAAUUAAAGUCUAUAAUUAAUCGGCGGAGAGGUCAGAGAGUUGAAAGUGCCACCAGCAAAUCCGCGGCAUCGCAUCGAAUCAAUCAGUAAAUCUGAAAAACGGCUCCAAAGCCGCGUUUGUGGUGGUGUACCUUCGAGGUAUCUAAGCGCACAUCUACACUGGGUCUCUGGUCUCUGGCUGCCUGUUGGACCUGGAGUUAAAGUUGGAAACUCGUUUUUCAAAACCAAAACGACGAACAAAAAAAGUCUGCACAAAACGAGAAAAUAAGCGCGGCCGCGAAGAAAACAACAACAACAAAGGAAGGGGAGAAAAAAAAAGCACAAUAAUAUAAGAAAAGCAAAAGCAGAUCCAGAACUAAAGCCAAAACCAAAACCAAAACCAAAACCUGACGGAUACCAACGAGGAGCCAGGCUCACUGUGAUUUGGUUUGGUUUUUGGCCGCGUUCGUCGUUCGCCGUUCGCCCUUCUGCAUUCUUUUCGCUUGUUUACUUAUUUUCGUGUGCUUCACUUGUUGCAGCUGCACAUACGUCCGCCCAAACAUAUAUAUUCCUCUCAAUAUAUAUAUACGUAUUUAUAUAUGUGGGUACUCGUAUAUUCGGACACGGAUUCGGGUUCGGUUUGUAUGCCAUAGAUACGGUGCCUGUGCCUGAGCCUGGCCUGCAAACCUGUUCCUCCGGCCGUUUGCCAGUGUGUCGGUAUCGGUGUGUAGUGUGUGCUGUGUGGUGUAUGGUGUACGGUGUGGUGAGAGCCUGUAUACGGAAUUAUUCAAAUAAGAAAAUCGUCGUCCACACAAAUGUUCAACAACGAUGGCCACAUUGGGCCUGUCAAAAGUCUUCAUACUGGAUAAAUAUUUCACCGAAUUGCAAAAAUUUUGGGAGACGGAGAAGAAGCUGCAGGAUGCAUCUUCAUCCAAUGAGGCAGUUCAUCUGCAGCAGCGGCUCAAGAGCCUGAGCACCGAGUUGGUUACUCUUCGAAAUCGGCUGCAUGUGGGCCAAGGACAGGGUCAGGGUCAGAACCAGAGCCAGGGAAAUGGCUCCCAGUCCCACAGCUCCCCAGGAGGGGCCAACUCGGGUCCGAAGGCCAACAACUUUGACCUAAAUGCGUCCAGCCCAAAUCUCAACCUAAGUUCCAGCGGCGGAGGACUUUCCGCCAGCGCCGUGCAACAGCACACCAAUGGACAUCACACGGCAUCGAAGAAUCAUAACUUUAGCCAGACGCUGCCAUCAAACUCGGGCUCAGGGGGAGGCGGUGCAGGAGGAGGAGGAGGAGGUGGAGCUGUGGUGUCGUCGAGGAACACCUCCAUUCCACACCCACUUCCGCACCAGCUGGGCGAGAAGCCGGGCCUGUCGAACCACCAGACUGGCAGCGGACAUGGCCAGUCCACUGGGACACUGCCGCACAUGAGCAGCAUGGGAAACAUCCUGGGGCAUGGUUCCCAUUCUCAUGCCCCGGCCAACACCAGCUCCAACACGCUGCCCAUGCGCUCCUCCAACUCCGGACACCUGGGCACCAAUGGAGGAGUCGGUGGCCACCAUCUUAGCCACGCCCACAGCCAACAGUUGCCAUUCAUCCCACAGCCGAAGCAUGCGAAUCCCUGCCAGAGUGUGAAGACGCUGCCCUUCGGCUUCGGAUUCGCCGGUGGCCAGCAGAAGCUGCCGCAGCCGACCCUCUCCCUGCCCAAGGACAUGCAGGACCUCAUCCACCUCUCCGGACCGCUCACCGAGCACGCCGUGAUGCGGACGCUGCAGGCCCGCUUCAACGAGCAGCGGUACUUUACGAAUGUGGGUCCGAUCUUGCUCUCCAUCAAUCCGUACCUGGAUGUGGGCAACCCGCUGACCCUAACCUCCACCCGCGCCCUGCCCCUGGCCCCGCAGCUACAGAAGAUCGUUCAGGAGGCAGUGCGUCAGCAGAGCGAGACGGGCUAUCCGCAGGCCAUUAUCUUGUCCGGGACAUCGGGAGCGGGCAAAACGGCCAAUGCGAUGCUGAUGCUGCGCCAGCUCUUUGCCAUUGCCGGCGGAGGACCGGAGACGGAUGCCUUCAAGCACCUUGCCGCCGCCUUUACGGUCCUCAGAUCCCUGGGCUCGGCAAAGACCACUACCAACUCGGAGUCGAGCCGCAUCGGACAGUUCAUCGAGGUGCAGGUUACGGAUGGGGCUCUCUACCGCACCAAGAUCCACUGUUACUUCCUAGACCAGACGCGCGUCAUCCGGCCGCUGCCGAAAGAGAAGAACUACCACAUCUUCUAUCAACUGCUGGCGGGUCUCAGCCGGGAGGAACGGCAGAAGCUACAUCUGGAGGGCUACUCGCCCGCCAAUCUGCGCUAUCUUCGUGGAGACACCGGCCAGAACGAGCAGGAGGAUGCGGUGAGGUUCCAGGCGUGGAAGACCUGUCUCGGCAUCCUGGGCAUUCCCUUUCUGGAUGUUGUCCGUGUCCUGGCCGCCGUUUUGCUGCUCGGAAAUGUCCAGUUCAUUGAUGGUGGGGGCCUCGAAGUAGACGUGAAGGGGGAGACGGAGCUGAACUCGGUGGCCAGUCUGCUGGGCGUUCCGCCGGCGGCCCUCUUCCGCGGACUGACCACCAGGACCCACAACGUGCGCGGCCAGCUGGUGAAGUCCGUGUGCGGCGAUGGCGAUGCCAACAUGACGCGGGACUGCCUGGCGAAGGCGCUCUACUGCCGCACGGUGGCCACCAUUGUGAGGCGGGCCAACAGCCUGAAGCGCCUGGGAUCCACUCUGGGCACGCUCAGCUCGGACUCGAAUGAGUCGGUGCACAACCAGGCGGAUGCCGCCUCCCAGCACGCCUCUACAAUUGGUGGCGGCAAUGCGGGCUCCAAAUCGAUGGCGGCCCUCAACAAUGCGGUGCGCCAUGCCACCGAUGGCUUCAUCGGCAUCCUGGACAUGUUCGGGUUCGAGGAGCCCGCGCCACACGCCCACCUGGAGCACCUGUGCAUUAACCUGUGCGCCGAGACCAUGCAGCACUUCUACAACACGCACAUCUUCAAGUCCUCGGUGGAGUCCUGUCGCGACGAGGGUAUCGUGUGCGACACGGAAGUUGACUACGUAGACAAUGUGCCCUGCAUCGACCUGAUAUCCUCGCUGCGCACGGGUCUGCUCAGCAUGCUGGACGCGGAGUGCUCGGUGCGGGGCACCGCGGAGAGCUAUGUGGCCAAGCUCAAGGUGCAACACCGCUGCUCCACCCGCCUGGAGACGAAGCCCACCGCCGAGCCGCACGAUCCGCGCAUGUUCCUCAUCCGCCACUUUGCCGGUCGGGUUGAGUACGACACCACCGACUUCCUGGACACCAAUCGCGAUGUGGUCCCAGACGAUUUGGUGGCAGUGUUCUACAAACACACCUGCAACUUCGGCUUCGCCACCCAUCUCUUUGGCUCCGAGCUGAAGGCCUUGUAUGCCCAGCAGCAGGCGCCGCGCGGUCUCAGCUUCCGGAUCUCGCCCACCUCGCACUCGGACCUGCUCAACGGGGACGAGCCGGUGUCCACCCUGACCCAGGACUUCCACACGCGCCUGGACAAUCUGCUGCGGACACUGGUGCAUGCCAGGCCGCACUUUGUGCGCUGCAUCCGGAGCAAUGGGAACGAGGCGGCCGGCAGCUUCGAUCGGGCCACCGUGGUGCGCCAGAUUCGAUCGCUGCAGGUCCUGGAGACGGUCAAUCUGAUGGCCAGUGGGUUUCCGCAUCGCAUGCGCUUCAAGCAGUUCAACGCCCGCUACCGUAUGUUGGCCCCCUUUCGCCUCCUGCGGCGCAGCGAGGACAAGGCUCUGGAGGAUUGCCAGCUGAUCCUGCAGUAUGCCAUGGAGCAGCCGCCGGUGCUGGAUGGCUCCGUGACCCUGGCCUGGGCGCCCGGCAAGCGACACGCCUUCCUCAGCGAGGGCAUCCGCCAGCACUUGGAGCAUUUGCGGACGGAGAUCCGCCACAAGAGCGCCACUUUAAUGCAGGCCACCUGGCGGGGUUGGUGGUGGCGCAAGAAGGUGGGCAGUAGCGGCGCCAAGCGCUCCAGGGCCACAGGUCACCACCAGGGCCAGGUGGCAGUUGCUCCCCUUCCGGUUGCCAAGACGAACACGGUCCACCACUCCAGUGCGCAGAGCAAGGCAGCAUCCUCCACGAUGGCCGCUCUGGCAGCGGUGGCAGCUGCUGCCCCCAGUACAGUGCCACGCCUUUCGGCCAAGUCAACGAACCUGGGCAUCGGCGGCACAGCGACCAGACCCAGACCGCAACCCAUCGCUGGGACUCCUCCGCCGGAUCCGCACGAGAAGUGCGACCAGAAGAUCAUACAGCAAACCUGUAGCCUGUUUGGACUGGAUUUGGAACGUCCGCCGCCUGUACCCCCGUCCCGCUCGUACACAAUUAGCGGCAACUCGAAGCUGGGCUAUCCGCAGAGUCGGGUCAUGAAGACGAACUUCCCGGAGGAGGGCCAGUCGGAGGCACUGCAGCUGAAGAAGGGCGAGGCGGUGACCGUGGUGAGUGCCUCCACCGGACGUGGUCACCUGCUGGUGGAGCACAAAGGCCAGAGCUUCCAUGUGCCCUUUCAGUACAUGGAGCUAAUGACUUCGGAGUCCGCUGGCGGUACUAACCUGGUUCCGAUUCCGGCUGGGCAGUCCAAUGGUGUAAAAAUUUGAAUACGGAAUAUCCCCACUGCUCCAAGACUGUACAUAUUUAACUUGGUAGACUAAGAAACAACCAUUAUUUAUAAGAAACGCAUGCAAACUGAGGUGCUACAAUUGGCCCCGGACUUACGUAGUAUUAUUAAUGUCGUGUUUAUAUAAAUAAACACCAAUCAAUAGGUUGUAGUUUCGCAAACAUACCCACAAGUGCCAAUCAAAUAAGUUCUUCCAUCUAUUUUAUAAGUACUUUACAUGUUACUCAUACCAUUUUAUUUGCGCGUUACUCUGAGUAAUUAAGUUAAAAGCCAAUACUCUGAGUACUUUAGUAAGAUUCAAGCAUACCAUUCAAACUUAUUAUACCCUUGCAGAGGGUAUUAUAAUUUUGGUCAAAAGUGUGCAACGCAGUGAAGGAGACAUCUCC
Molecule: messenger RNA, 5138 nt
Organism: Drosophila rhopaloa
Lineage: Eukaryota; Metazoa; Arthropoda; Insecta; Diptera; Drosophilidae
Gene: dachs
Product: unconventional myosin-IXb
Exons: 7
Coding region: 911-4732 (1273 amino acids)
Biological process (GO): actin filament organization; vesicle transport along actin filament
Cellular component (GO): vesicle; actin cytoskeleton; myosin complex
Molecular function (GO): actin filament binding; cytoskeletal motor activity; ATP binding
Source: RefSeq, a predicted model, not a curated record